CUAAAAGCGAACAGUGUUAGGACUUUAGCUACAUUGAAAGUUGGGUAAGGACACAUACAUAUCUGAGCGUAAUGGACAAACUAGUCGGGGAAGCUGGUACACAAUCAAAUGACCUUCUUUGGCAAGUUAUUUUCCAUUAAGGGUCGAGUCACGUGGUACAGCUAAUAAAAUUACGCCUCGUUCUCUCAUCUAUACACUCCUGCCCUUGCCCAUGUCUGCGACAGUACGCUUUGCCUCCGCACUGGAACCCGAUACCCAGGUAGCUCAAGGACAGAAGCCUGGCCGAAAUGCGCGAGCCAAAGCACCAGCUUACGAAACACACGGUCGUCUUGUUCUCGGCUUUGCAUUCUCUAUUGAGGAACUUCAGAAGCGAGCGCUUGAACGAUUACCGGAGUAUCAAAGUCUCAGUGAACAAUCUCCACUGCCUUUAAUGAACAUGAUCUCAAAGGCUCAGAGCUUGGUCUAUCUGCUUUGUGACGAUAUUGAUCAUCUUUGGCCUCAAGCAUUCAAAGGCUUGGGAAUGGGCCCUAACCGGAAUGGGCUUCAUAUCGUUGCACUGUCUCAUAACAGAGACUCUGAUAGGCUGAGGAUGCCAACUCGGGAACAGACUGAAGAGAUGCGGAAGAUUCUAAACUGUGGCGAAGCAAAGUGGUAUAAGGAUCUUGCUCCACCUACUAAAUUUAACUUCAGAGCUUCACGAUAUUGAACAUUCAAUGUACAUAACUUCGACAUCAUCGUUCUCAAAGUUCAAUGUAAAUUACUGCAUACAUUCCUACGAUCGGUCAUCUUGUCAUGAUGCUGCUGUUGUCGUAGCCUCUAUCAUUUCUGUCAUGAACUAGACUCAUUGUCCGGUUCAAACAAAGAAUGUUAUCAGCAUUCUUAAGCAUAAUAACAAUUCGUGUGAUAUCAGCUUGAAAGUUUGAGAUCCUGUGCAGGUGCAUUGUCACUAUUGAACUGUGGUGACGAGACGCGAUUCACUUUCUCAAUCAACUUCCUCGCAAUGGGGUGAAACGAAUUCUUCUCCUUUUGAAACGCAUUUACAGCAAGAUCCUUGUUCACUUUGAACACUGCACGGAACACAUCUCGACAAAACUUCAUCCUACCCACGACCAUACCACUUCCACCACCGAUGACCCAGUCCGC
Messenger RNA from Lentinula edodes (shiitake mushroom), 1143 nucleotides. RefSeq lists its product as uncharacterized. The record is from RefSeq and is a predicted model, not a curated record. The transcript has 2 exons. NCBI's taxonomy places the organism in Eukaryota, Fungi, Basidiomycota, Agaricomycetes, Agaricales, Omphalotaceae. Bases 212 to 706 code for a protein of 164 amino acids.